This is a messenger RNA of Trichosporon asahii var. asahii CBS 2479, 3591 nucleotides long. RefSeq names its product protein-tyrosine-phosphatase. Gene Ontology annotation, biological process: protein dephosphorylation. Gene Ontology annotation, molecular function: protein tyrosine phosphatase activity. The transcript has 3 exons. NCBI's taxonomy places the organism in Eukaryota, Fungi, Basidiomycota, Tremellomycetes, Trichosporonales, Trichosporonaceae. The record is from RefSeq and is a predicted model, not a curated record. Bases 1 to 3591 code for a protein of 1196 amino acids.
AUGAACAUCGAGUCCGAGGAAGACUAUCCGAUACCUCACAAGAUGCCCGGCGUGCAUGCAGGUGGGGUGUCCGGAGCCGCCACCACUCAGGUUCAUUCCACACAUGAGCGUAACACCGGAACCUCGGUGCUGCCCUCGGCGAAGGCUAAACCUGCGUUCCGUCUGAGUACACCCCCUCGCCCGACUGGGCGCAACACUCUCCACCCCUUUGGGAACGCCAGCGGACCUGUUGUGGGCAGCGGGUUCCCUAGCUCAACGCAAGCGCGCUCCCCAGUCCCCCCUGUCAUGUCCCCAUCAGACUCACCUGACCCAGAGUCGUCUCCGUUUCGCCGCUCUCCGACAUCAACACCACCGAGGCUGAGUGCCCCGCCGCCGUUAUCCUCUGACCCUCCUGCGGGUUUCUUCGCGGCCGCAAGUCAGCAGCCGUCGAUGGAGGCGUCCAGCUCCAAGCCGCUUCGGAAUCCAUGGCACGCGCUCGCGGCGAUGUCGGGGGCUCCCACGCCUGGUUUAGAGAUGCCCUCGUCCUCAUUGCGUAGCUCUGUCCUCGGUGACCCCUUCGAGCAGCUCAACAUUGGUUCGACAUGGAGCCAGCGUAAUCUGAGUCAAGGAGGCUCAGAGUCGCCCGCGCCUGGCCCGAGUUCCACAUCAGCAAGUGAUGCCAACGGCCAGAGCGGCGCGCCCAGCGGACCCGUCAGCGCUGGCGGUCUUGGGGCCAUGUCGAGCUUCGAUUCGCGCAGAACCAGCUUCCCUGGAAUCCGACCACCGCCCAUGGCUCUCGGUCGACGUCCGUCUGGGCCAACCGCCGGAUCCCCCACCGCCCCUUCGACAGGCAACUCGUCAUCAUCCCCUCUUUCAUCAUCGACAUCGUCAUCGAGCCCAAUCAAACCCCUUGCUGUCGACGCCCUCAACAACGUGAUCGGCGAUGGAGCGCAAUCGCUUGUUCUAGACCUUCGACCUCCCUCGUCCUAUGACGCAUCUCACAUCGAAGGAGCGUGCUCUAUCUCGAUCCCCUCGACGCUGCUGAGAAGACCAGGGUUUGCGCUGCCGAAACUCACACAAAUGUUGAGUCCCUCCUCUCAGACUGCGAUCUCGCAGUGGCAGCACAAGAAGGACAUUGUUAUCGUCGAUCAGGACAGCAACAGCCUGGCCGACAGCAACCUGAUCCAGGCGCUCGCCACGAAGUUCGUCAAUGCCGGGUACUCUGGCAAGAUUUGGUUUGUCCAAGGCGGUCACACUGCAGUCGCCGCGAGCACAUAUUCAAACUUGGUGUCGUCCGACAAGCACGAGCACGAGAAUGAUCAGCCGGAUUCUCCUUCCAGAGGUGACACAGUGCCUCCACUGGGUCUUGGGCGCCUCUCCAGACUGGCUUUCACGCAGGGAUCUACGACGUCACCGUUCAUGAAGCUUCCGGCCACGACGGCGGCGAAAGUGCACGCGAAUCCGUUUGAGAUCGACAAAACUCUCAUGGGGCAGGCCACCGCGGGCGGCCCUCCGCGGAUCCGGCCAGGCGAGCCUUCCAGGUCUCGAUUGCAACCGGCGAACCCGUUCUUCGACAACAUUCGUCAGAAUUUGGAAUUGUCGCAUGGCGGAAUCACAGAGCGCAUUCCCCUGGCGCUCUCGCCCUCUAUCGUUGAGCGCGCUGGUGAACUGCCGACGUUCCUGCGGGAGCUCGUGCAGAUGCCGGAGAAGGACAGCAUGGACUUGCUCGCGGAUCAAUUCUAUCGCAUCGAGCUCGGCGAGCAGCAGCGUCUGCAAGCGGUCAUGCAGACGUUGUCGCGGACAAACGGCUGCGAGCCGGAUGCCACGACGACUGCACGUAGCGCUGAUGAGGUCGAGCAGUUCAUGGCUCGGGACUGUGGCAAGAAGUACUAUCCGUUCUCGAUCACUGCCGGUGUCGAGCGAGGCACAAAGAAUCGCUACAAGAACAUCUGGCCGUACGACUUUUCUCGUGUUCGCCUCGGCACUCCCGCGGAGGACGAAUCGGAUUACAUCAAUGCCUCCUUCGUUCAGCCCCGCGGAACCAGUAGGCGGUAUAUCGCCACACAGGGACCUCUGGACGCCACCUACCGCGACUUCUGGACUCUUGUUUGGGAGCAAAAUGUGCACGUGAUCGUGAUGCUGACCAAACAAUUCGAGGGCGGUUUAAUCAAGUGCGGCAACUACUGGUCGGAGCAGACUUAUGGCCACUUGCGUCUGCAGCUUGUGUCUGAGAGCGGCGGAAAGGAUGUCGUCGACCAGUCCAGAGUGUCUGGCUUCGAUUUUGGCUCGCAUGUGCCUGAGGAGAGCCCAGCCCCUGCUGGCAACAUCAAGCGUGUCUUCCAUCUGUGGCACAACGAUGAGGGUCCUCGCAAGAUCACCCAGAUCCAGUGCACGACUUGGCCAGACUUUGACGUGCCUGACUCACCGGAGGUGCUCCUGAAUCUGAAGAAGGACGUGGAUGGUGCCAUCGCCGAGAUGUGCACUGGUGUGGCGGACCCUUGCAACUUGCCACCCAUUCUUGUGCACUGCUCCGCCGGUGUCGGUCGAACUGGUAGCUACAUCCUUGUGGACGCCAUCGCGGAAGCUCUCCGCAGAGACCUCAUCGACCCUCACCACAGGCGUCCAUCCGCAAACUGCGUCCAAAGCGCAGUCUCGGAGCCUGGAAAGUCGGUGUCGUUUGCUGAUUCUUUCUCCAGCGGCAGUGACUCUUCGCAGCAGAGCAGCCAGUCCCCCGUUUCUCGGAUGGACUUGGACAAGCCGUCUUCCAAGUCGGGAUCGUCGGAGAUGGACCAGGACGAGACAGACUUCUCGUCGCUGUUCUUGCCUUCUGAGACGGCGUCCCGCCACAGCUCCCCUUCCACCAAGAGCAGCCCCGACUCUGAGCAACCUGUGCCCGUGACGCAGAGCCACCGUCCCCAUCGCCAGCCGACGUCCAUUAGCAGGAUGAAGGAGCCGAUCUUGGACGUCUUGAAGGGCAUGCGUGUUCAGAGGAUGAGUCUGGUUCAGUCUCUGCGCCAGUAUCUCUUCGUUCACCGUGCCAUCAUCUCGUACUAUCUGUCCUGCCUGGAUGACGACGACGUGAAGAGGGCUCGCAUGGAGACGGAGGCCGAGCAGAACACUCGGUCUUUGAACGCAGCCAUGUCGGGCUUUCCCUCGAGUGGCACGACCGAAGCGCACAACGAGCCGGUGUCCACCGAUAGCGGCUCCGGCUCUGCAAGCUCCAGCGCCAGCACCAGCGCAGGUGUGAAGCCGAACGGACGCAGUGGCAGUGCCGAGAGUGCCAACACUGGCAGCUCCGGUUCCUGCGGAGGUUUGUCCCGGUCAUUAGGAGGAUUGACAACUUCCACAGCAGCGACCUCGUUGCCAGCCACGGACGACGAGUCCAACUUCAAGCGGAAGCCGUCUGCCACGGAUCUGGCCGAGGCAGACGCCCGGCUGAGAUCGAGCCUGCGAAAGAGCCACCAGGGGUUCGAGUCGGACAGCAGCAGUGGUUUGUCCAAGCGUCCCAGCUUUAAGAAACGCCGGGGCAGCGGCGGCGAACGUGUCCCCGUCCGACCCGCGCGAGGCGAAGCUGCGACGGCUGGAACGAACCGUCCUUCCACCGGGGAGUGA